AUGCCAAAUUAUGAAGCCCAAGACACCCAAGUACCAACAUCUCCAGUCUGCAUCGCCAUUUGGAAUUUUUCCUCGCAAUGGUUUCUCCUCCCACAAGGUACUGGCGUAUUAGCCGUUAUUCUUCAUCAACUGGACUACCAAUUCAAGGGCUUGCGUAUUAUCUCUGUGAUAGUUUGGGUAUAUACAAUUGUUCUCCUGGCACUAUGCGUAUCCGUCUACCUUGCGCGAAUCUUCAUGUAUCCACAGAACGUCGCACGAGCCCUCCGGACAAGCAUGGUAGAGGUAUCAUGCCUUGCUAGUGUCUCUAUAACGUUCACGACUAUCAUUCAGAUGAUCGCCUUAGCCGUUGCUCAGCAAUGGGGCGCAGGAUGGCCAAUGGCCUCAUACGUUCUGUGGUGGAUCAAUACGGCUAUGGCUUUGUUUGCUGUUAUGGGAAUACCGUACAUUUUCGUGAAGCUACAAGCUCCCGGGAUCAAAGCUAUUGUACCUGCCGUUCUGCUUCCAUUGAUAUCUGCGUUGACCUCCGCCGCGGGCGGAGGUGUCAUAUGUGAGUAUAGUGGAAUUGGUGCUCGACUGCAAGUCCCGGUUAUCAUUGUAGCAUACCUUGAAGUCGGCGUCGGAAUCCCCAUGGCCAUGGCCUUUGCCGAUGUCUUCAUUGCGCGUCUCUUUGAGCGCGAAUUCAUGCCCAUGGAUCAAGUCUACCAAGAUAUGAUUCUCUGUGGUCCGUUUGGACAGGGCAGCUUUGCGCUGCUCAUUCUCGGGCAGGUUGUACGAUCUGGGGCAUUUGCUGCGUACAAUCGGGGGUCAUUCCUGACCGCUGAAGCAGCGAUCCCAAUUGGCUUUGCCAGUCAAUUUGCCGGUUUGCUCUCUUGGGGCUACGGGACAUUUUGGUGGGGCUACGCCAUCAUAAGUAUUUUGCAUACUGCUUUCAAACAACCCGGAGGCUGGCGGAGGAUGCAGUAUUCACUUUCAGCCUGGUCUCUGGUCUUUCCAUGGGGUGUAUAUGCCAAUGGCGCCGUCCAGCUUGGGAAAGUCAUGGACUCCCCCGCAUUCAAAGUGUGGUCCACUGCACUAACCCUCAUGCUUAUCAUUAUCUGGAUUGUGAAUCACAUAUUCACCAUUAGAGGCUUAAUUACGGGGCGAAUCCUGUCACUUCAGCAUGGGUGGCGGGUCGGUCAAUACCAAGCCGGAGAAGUCGAUAAGCAGGUCUAA
This is a messenger RNA of Aspergillus niger, 1212 nucleotides long. RefSeq lists its product as uncharacterized. Gene Ontology annotation, biological process: sulfite transmembrane transport; transmembrane transport. The transcript has 2 exons. The record is from RefSeq and is a predicted model, not a curated record. Lineage: Eukaryota; Fungi; Ascomycota; Eurotiomycetes; Eurotiales; Aspergillaceae. Gene Ontology annotation, molecular function: sulfite transmembrane transporter activity. Gene Ontology annotation, cellular component: plasma membrane. Bases 1 to 1212 code for a protein of 403 amino acids.